AUGAUCUUCGCGCUCUCGUUCUCUGAGCUGGUCAACAUUGCCAUCCCGCAGUGUGGUGUGGUGAACUUCAAGGCCCUGCACCUGGUGCUCCAUGGCAUCCUGGAGCACAUCAACAUGGCUGAGCUCAAGAAGGUCCUCUCAGGGGAUGAGGACUUCCUCCAGACCUCACCGAACAUGUUAAUGCCCCGGGAAGGAGAUGGUCAGCCCACCGUCCAGCCCCUGAAGAGGCUGAGCAAUGUCUUCGACCACGUGGUGAACCGUAUCGAGAGGAUAGAGAGCCAGCUGACCAUGCUACAUGAAAUGCCUUCCACCUCCAUGCUGCUGGAGGGCAGCCAAGGGACCAACCGGCCUGCCCAGGACCUGUGGCAGCUGAUAAAGCUCCGGAAGAUGGUGGAGGGCAAUGAAGAAGCCUUAGAAAAGGCUAUGAAGACCAUGCAGGAUUUGCUCACCGACAUUAAUUCACUCAAGGCUGCCACUGAAACCCUCAGGAAGGAUGUGGACAUGCUGAAGGACAUGUGGAAUAAGAUACACCUGGACCGCAUAAACACUUUCUUGGAUGACAUGAAAGUGCAGAACCGGAAGAUACAUGUGCUGCAGCGGGAUGUGACUGCUCUCCAGAACAAGAUUAGCACCAUCCCCAAAGCUGACGACUUGGUACUCUGGAGCAGCCUCCACGAUGCCUUGUUCAUCCCGGGAACUGUUCAACAGGGAGAUGUUUCAGAAGAGCUGGAAGAUUCUGAUAUGUGGAAAGUUGCAGAGAAGCUCCCAGAGCCUGAACUUCCCCAGACCACCAUGUUCCUCGAAAGUUCUGGUCCCAGCCAGGUCUCAGAGGCCUUCCAACUCCCCAGGCCCUUGGAGACCGUUUGGCCUUAUCCGGUCCCUGGGCAAGUACAGAAGGAGGAGUCUGCCUAUGGAGUUCCUCUCACAGGGGCCCAGGGGUUGGACCUGGGCCUGCCCCUGGACCUGGGCCUAUAUAUGGACCUGGACCUGGGUAUGGACCUGGGUAUGGACCUGAGACUCCAUAUGGACCUGGGCCUAUAUAUGGACCUGGACCUGGGUAUGGACCUGGGCCUGCCCCCGGACCAGGGCCUGCCCCCGGACCAGGGCCUGCCCCUGAACCCAUGCCCCCUGGGCCUGCCCCUGGACCUGGGUAUGGACCUGGGCCUGCCCCCGGACCAGGGCGUGCCCCUGAACCCAUGCCCCCUGGGCCUGCCCCUGGACCUGGGCCUAUAUAUGGACCUGGACGUGGGUAUGGACCUGAGACUCCAUAUGGACCUGGGCCUAUGUGGGCUUCCUCCCAGAGGCUUGCCUGACUAUAGCAGUUGGCCUUUCUGGGGCUUAGGUCACUUUCAGCCUGGCCCAGGCCAAUUGGACUCCCAGGGUUUCAGGGCCCCACCACCAGCCAUAGAGCCUGGCUCAGCCUGGCCUCAUACACUGGAGUCACAGGAAGAGAUGCCCCAGCUCCCAUCUCUCUCAGAAGGUACGGAAGAAGAUUAUUUACAGUACAAGACAGACACUCAGGAUGGAGCCCCUGCUCCUCAAACCUCUGAAGAAGGACCCCCUAAGAGUGCCCGGACCGCCCUCCGGCGGAUGAAAACUACUGCUGCCAUUGCCGCUGCUGCCGCCGCUGCCUAUGCGGCUGCUGCCUCGAGCUCAGCAGCCCGGGCAGCUGAGUCCUCAGCCCUGGUCGUCAAGGAUGCCCCCGCCACUAAACUGGCCUCUGUAGCAACAAGCGUGGCUGCAUCUGGACCCUUAGGGAUCUUUGCAGAUGUUAUGGGUGCUGGGUCUUCCCGUGGGGCCAUACCCUCCGUGUCAAUCACCGAUGAGGCCGAGAUGGGCUAUGAAGAGUUCAUCGCUUCUACCUAUGCUACUCACUUCAUCGCUCCUGAAACUGAGCUGUCCCAGGCCACGCUGGUCCCCAAACAGACAAUAAUUUCUGAAGACAAGAAGAAGGCCAUCAAGUAUUCCAUGAGCCACAGAGCCCAGAUACCCGUUAAGCACGACUCCCUGAAAGAAGAGUUUGACCAGCUGUCGUCCCACAUGAAACAUCACAUAGCUCAUCUAGCUGAGAGGGGAAGCGCUUCCAGGUUUGGGAUGACACUGGACAUACUGCAAGAAAAGAUUGGCAACCUCCAGAAAUCCAGGUUACAGGAGGAGGAACUCGAGAAAGUUUGGGGCCACCAAAUAGCAGCGAUGAAGGAUCACCACAUCGUUCUGGACAGGGCAGUGGAAAAGAUCUAUAAUCGCCUGGAGGAGUUUAAGACUCUCCAAUCUCAAAUAAAAGACCUAGACGUGAUCAAGGCAGACAAAAGUGCGAUGGAGCAGGAGUUAAAAGAGAAAGCUGACAAGAGCAUCUUGGCAGCCAAGGCAAGCCGGGUUGAUCUGGACAGGGUGGCAACGGAGCUGAACGACAUGAUUCAGGGCAUACUAUUGAGGGUCGUGUCCCAAGAGGAGGACUGGAAGAAGACUGUGGAGCAGCUCAGCAAGGACAUGGGCAGCAAGCUGAACCACAAGGAUUUGGACAGUCUAAAGAAAGACAUAAAUGAGGUCUGGCAUAUAGUCAACAAGCUGCUAAUUGAAGGCCUCCGAUUCGACCCUGACAGUGCCGCCGGCUUUAGGAAGAAACUGUUUGAGCGGGUGAAAUGCAUUUCCUGUGACCGGCCGGUGGAGAUGAUGACUGGCCCACAUCUCAUCACCAUCCGCAAAGCCCACCUGCUGUCCAGGAUUCGGCCAUCUAGUGCCAACAGCUAUGAGUACCUGCAGCGGCAACAGAUGAGGGAGCAGCAGCUCCAGAACCUUGGAGACCAGGACUGGCACGACGGCCCUGGGAAUGAUGCGAACCUCAAGCUCAAGUCAUAUAACUUGACAACACUCUAUCCCUAUGGGGACCCUGAUACUUUGGACUAUGAUACCGCCGAGGUGGACAUCCUGGGAGUGGAUGGGAUCCUGUACAAGGGCCGAAUGGAGAGCCAGGAAGGCACACAGCCACUGACCGGCGUGGAGAAGGAGCUGGCUGCUGUAAAGGUUCCACGUCCCCCGACUCGAAACCUAUAUGAGCGCUUUGGUGUCAUCUGCCCCCCCCUGCGCUCCAGUGCCAACAUCCGCUCAGAGACUCCAGGCCCCCGUUCAACGACACCAGCUCACACUCCAUCUCUGCCACCCUUGCCAUUGCUGCCUCCGCUGAUGCCACACCUGCAGGAGCCCCAGCAGGCCUCAGGGUCCAUCAGGCAUCCAAGGCCUCAGCGCCUCUAUUCCCGAGUCAGCACGCAGACGACCUAGUAGCCCGACCACCCGACUGUGUCCACAUGGGGCCAAGCUCUUCCUGACCCAGGUCUAUGCCGCCUGGACAGACACUGGCGCUGAAGCCCCAGCCUCCAUCCACCCCCCCCCCCCC
Myotis lucifugus (little brown bat) is the source of this 3394-nucleotide messenger RNA. RefSeq names its product chromosome unknown C16orf96 homolog (gene CUNH16orf96). The record is from RefSeq and is a predicted model, not a curated record. Lineage: Eukaryota; Metazoa; Chordata; Mammalia; Chiroptera; Vespertilionidae. The coding region runs from base 1 to 3279 and encodes 1092 amino acids. The transcript has 19 exons.